Messenger RNA from Prorocentrum cordatum, 1215 nucleotides. The record is from the annotation of a GenBank genome assembly. NCBI's taxonomy places the organism in Eukaryota, Dinophyceae, Prorocentrales, Prorocentraceae.
AUGGUAGUAUAUAUGUUCGGUGGUCUCCUGAUCCCAGACACGUGCACUCUACCUGCCGGUGGCAGCGACGAGACUCGAUUUUGGGUUGGGGUCUGCAUCAAUAUAGUUUUGGGUUUCUUCCUGAAGCUCACCGCGUGCGCGAUUCAGCAGAAGUUAAUCGGGUCACGCCUGGGUAAGCACAUCAGGAUCAGGCAGAUCUGCGGUGUUCACACAUCACAGAUGCGAACAGUUGAGUCUGUGCUGAGAAAGCCAGGCCUUUCUGUGGGGAAGGUUGCGAUCUUGUGUGGAGGGCCUGAUUGGCCAGUGUCGGUGCUUUGCGGUAUCUUGGACUUGCCUCUUUUGCAAUGCGAGCUUGGGACCACGCCGAUCAUCUUUUACAUCAUACCAUGUGGUCUAUGUGGAUCGAUGUAUCUUCGGGCCGGCGACGGCGCCGAGUGGGAGGCAGCGGCCAGCGCGAUGGUCUUCACGACGACCCUCAUGACAGGGCUGCUGUGGGUGGUCAUGGCCUGGGCGGUGCAGCGAGAAUGGGAGCAGAAGGGCGAGGAGCUCGGGAAGCCGUUGCGCCAGCAUGCAGACCUCUGGUUCUUGGACCACAGGGCAGAGAUGCUCAGGCGGAAGUGCGCGGUGGCCUGGGGCGAGCUUCCCCGCAUCCUGCGCAACUGCUUCGCUUUCGGGGCCUUCGUCCAGAUCGUGGUGAACCACUGCUUCUUCUGGGCCUACAGCUACCUGUUCGGUGACUUUACGGUGAGUGAGGAUUGGGGAAACAUCCACUGGGUUGCCAACGCGAUCGACGGAUGUGGCUGCUACACGCCGGGCGGUACAGCGGAGCGCGGCCACUGCGUCUUCGCGCUGGCCGGCAUAUCGCUGACGCUCGCCUACUGUGCCGCCUGGCUGCCGUACGAGGCCCUGCGCUGGCACUGGAAGGGGCGGAACGCCAAGGAGGCGAUCGACCAGGAGUUCGACGAGGCGUACCAGAGGCUGUGGUCCGAGGCCUUCUUCCGCGCGGGGGCCGCCGCGGGCGCGGAGGCCGGCGCAGCUGCCGCGGGCCUUGCCAGGGCAGCGGGCCUCCGGGCGCGGGCCGCGCGGCAGCUGCGCGGCGCCGCGCGGGCGGGCGCGCUGCGCCCCGCGGUGCGGGCGGCGCUCGAGGGACACUGCUGCCAGAUGCACUGGCAGCGCCUGGUGCCGUGUUGGCCUGCACUGGCAGCGCCCACGUGA